Monosiga brevicollis MX1 is the source of this 584-nucleotide messenger RNA. RefSeq lists its product as uncharacterized. The record is from RefSeq and is a predicted model, not a curated record. NCBI's taxonomy places the organism in Eukaryota, Choanoflagellata, Craspedida, Salpingoecidae. The transcript is spliced from 3 exons. Bases 79 to 492 code for a protein of 137 amino acids.
UGUUACUUUUGUGGUGAUUACAACACGGUGCAAUCGGUCGGGCCCGUGGAUGCCGUGCCACCUGGUGCGCUUGAAGAGAUGGAAGCGGCUCGUGUCAGACAAGAGGAGAGCCGUCCGGAUCUGGAUCAUCUGGACAGCGCCGACAAUUUGAACCGCCAAUCAUCACAAGACCGUGCCGCGGCGCGACUAUCAGCGGUCGCCAACAGUGCGGGUAACCAGAUGCUUCAGCGACAAGAUGAGGUUCGAGGUUCUGUCUCUGGAGCCGGUACUGCUGCAGCCGCCGCGGCCACGGCAGCCGGUUUGCAGCCAGGCUCCAGCGCGGAUGACCCCAACAAUACCAAUACGGUGGUUGCCUCUGCCUCGACUUCCAUGGAAGAUACUGAUGUGGACGAGACCCACAUCCCGCGACAACGCCUCGAGUCAUCGGUAGAUGCUCAAGUGGCAGAGCUUGGCGACAUGCUAGCCCAGCUUCGCAACACCUCGGCAUCCUAGCAUCUGCAGCAACUGCAGCAACUGCACUCCUUCUUAGUCUUCUGUAGCUCAUGCCCUAUCAUCAUCAUCUCAUCGCUUCCUUAUGUUAUCCC